AUGAAAGCAAUUCCCGAGGUUGAAACGACCCGAGCCCUUCACAUAAUUUUUAGGCACCAGCGCGCCUGUGAAGAGCCAUCUUACCAAAGAUUUCUGCGUCGCGAGUCAAAGAAAAAUGUUUACUUGACAUCGGAGUCGAAGAUCGACAGCCUGAAACAGAUGGUUAAGAGGGAUUAUGCUAUCCACGGAACCGUCGAUCAUCCUAGGCUUUGGACCUUGCGCAGCCGAGACGACAGUGCCGUUCAAAAAAAUCUUGGUACUCCUCCUGUUCCCCGAUCAGAUUCUCAAGACCAACUUCCUCCACGUCCCCUUGCUGAAGCUGCUGAGGAUGAAGCGAGUGCGCUCCGAUUGAACCAGCUGGUUGAUGAGCUGGAUCUAGCCUUGAGGACAACAUGA
Messenger RNA from Puccinia triticina, 396 nucleotides. RefSeq lists its product as uncharacterized. Lineage: Eukaryota; Fungi; Basidiomycota; Pucciniomycetes; Pucciniales; Pucciniaceae. The record is from RefSeq and is a predicted model, not a curated record. The transcript is spliced from 2 exons. The coding region runs from base 1 to 396 and encodes 131 amino acids.